AGUGGAAACAGCAUCAGCUGAGGAUUUUGAUGAACCCUUUAAACCCUAAUUGAUCGUUUUUAUUUUUUUUUGCGAUAAUCGGACAGCAAUGGAGGGUUUAGAGAAGUUUUACAGCAAGAUGGUGAAAGAUGCGAAAUCGGCAGCUUCUUCUUCUUCGUCUUCUCUUUCUGAUUUUGCGGAAAAUCUGAUGCAGGACAAACGAGGCUCCGGCAGCAACUUGACUACAUACGACUCAGGAUCCGGCGUUCUGGUCACCAGACCUCCGAGCGGCGUUUCGAUGUGGACGUGCUCAAAGCUGUGCGCUGUGUUCUUUGUAGCCGGGGUGUUUGUGGGUUAUACCCUUAAGAGAAGGGUUCGAAGGUGGGCUUCCAAAUUACUCAGAAAAAUAAAGGAUGAUUAAACUCAGACCUCUGUUUUGCCUUCUACUGCAGUUUCGGUACAGUUGACACAAAGGCAUUAUUACUUAUUAUCCUUCGUGAGUGUGUUUUAGUUCCAGUUUAUGGUGCUCGAGGCAUAUUUUUAAUGAAACUUUGUUUUUUUGUUUCCUUCGUGGCUAUUAGCUUAUAAUGGAAAUAGAGAUUGGAUCAUCUUUGCAAAGACUCGUAUAUUAUUUCGUAUAGUAAUUUUUUUUGUUA
Messenger RNA from Capsella rubella, 635 nucleotides. RefSeq lists its product as uncharacterized. The transcript has 2 exons. The record is from RefSeq and is a predicted model, not a curated record. Bases 89 to 400 code for a protein of 103 amino acids. Lineage: Eukaryota; Viridiplantae; Streptophyta; Magnoliopsida; Brassicales; Brassicaceae.